AUGGCAUCUCAGCAACCCAUCCCGCAGUCCCUCGCCGCCAGCAUCGCCGCGACCAAAGUCAGCUACGCACAACUCGGCUCCUCCUGCGGCCUGCGCGUCUCCGUGCCUAUCCUCGGCGGCAUGUCCUUCGGCCACAAAGCGUGGAUGCCAUGGGUGCUCGACUCGGAAGAAGAAGUCUUCGCGCUCCUCAGCGCCGCCUACGCCUGCGGCCUCAACACGUGGGACACGGCCAAAACAUCUACAGCAACGGACGGCGCCAGCGAGGCGCUGAUCGGGCGCGCGCUGCAGCCAGCACCUGCGCAUCCCGCGCCGCAAGGUCGUCAUCCUGACCAAAAGGUCUUCGCCACCGUCGCCGAGACGCCGGACGUCGGGCCCGGGGCCACGGGCGCGCGGGGCGAUGGCGGCGCGGGGGUCGAAGGAAUCCAUCGCUUUGAUCAUGAUGUCCCGAUCGAGGAGACGAUGGAGGCGCUGCAUGAUCUGGUCAAGGCCGGGAAGGUGAGGUAUAUUGGCGCGAGCUCGAUGUGGACGUUUCAGUUUGCUAUGAUGCAGUUCUGUGCGGAGAGGCAUGGGUGGACUAAGUUUGUCAGCAUGCAGAAUCAGUAUAGUCUUUGUUACAGAGAAGAGGAGCGCGAGAUGAUCAAGUACUGCAAGCAGACCGGUGUCGGCAUCAUCCCUUGGGCUCCACUGUACCGUGGAAACCUGGCGCGCCCGGUCGGAGCGGAGGAAACGGAGCGCCUUAAAGUUUCCGGCCAGCAUCCAAUUCACAAGGACAUGGUAGGAGCGGAUGCUGAUAUCAUCAACCGUGUUCAGGAGGUAGCCGAGAGGAAUGGGUGGAAGAUGUCGCAGGUCGCACUGGCUUGGGUUAUCCAAAAGGGAGCGAUCCCUAUCGUGGGCUGCAAUAAAGUUGAACGCAUACACGAAGCGGUAGAUGUGAGAAGAAAGGUUCUUGCUCAGGAAGACGUCGAGUAUCUGGAGGAGCUCUACCAGCCCAAGCAGGUUUCUGGACACGUGUAG
This is a messenger RNA of Lasiodiplodia theobromae, 1014 nucleotides long. RefSeq names its product Aldo-keto reductase. The record is from RefSeq and is a predicted model, not a curated record. The transcript is spliced from 3 exons. The coding region runs from base 1 to 1014 and encodes 337 amino acids. NCBI's taxonomy places the organism in Eukaryota, Fungi, Ascomycota, Dothideomycetes, Botryosphaeriales, Botryosphaeriaceae.